CACAAGUUCAUGACGUCCAGUGUCCGGCACCUCCAGGAGGCUCUCUACACACACCUGGAUGACCUGGAGAAGAAGGACUUCAUUGAGGCGCUCAGCACCUACGGGACGCAGAGGGACAUCUUCGAGCUGGUCAACUCUCUGAGGAAGAUCCUCAAUACGCCGGCCAAGCGCCAGUUGUUUCCCCUGGUGAAGCGCGUCAUCAGACAAGGGGAUGCCGAGGCAUUUGACUUGUUGACAAGGUAAUGGUGUAAGAUGAUUGGUUGAAUGGGGGACAAGGUAAUGGUGUAAGAUGAUUUGUUGAAUGGUAGACAAGGUAAUGGUGUAAGAAGAUUAGUUGAAUGGUGGACAAGGUAAUGGUGUAAGAUGAUUGGUUGACUGGUUGACAAGGUAAUGGUGUAAGAUGAUUGGUUGAAAGAUUGACAAGGUGAUGGUGUAAGAUUAUUGGUUGACUUGUUCACCAGGUUCUGGUGUAAGAUGAUUGGUUGAAUGUUGGACAAGGUAAUGGUGUCAGGUGAUUGGUUGAUUUGUUGACAAGAUAAUUGUGUAAGAUGAUUUGUUGAAUUUUUGACAAGGUAAUGGUGUAAGAUGAUUGGUUGAAAGGUUGGCAAGGUAGUGGUGUAAGUUGAUUGGUUGAAUGGUUGACAAGGUAAUGGUGUAAGAUGAUUGGUUGGAAGGUUGGCAAGAUAGUGGUGUGAGAUGACGGGUUGAAUGGUUGACAAGGUAAUGGUGUAAGAUGAUUGGUUGGAAGGUUGGCAAGAUAGUGGUGUGAGAUGAUUAAUUGAAUGGUUGACAAGGUGAUGGUGUAAGAUGAUUAAUUGAAUGGUUGACAAGGUGAUGGUGUAAGAUGAUUAAUUGAAUGGUUGACAAGGUGAUGGUGUAAGAUGAUUAAUUGAAUGGUUGACAAGGUGAUGGUGUAAGAUGAUUAAUUGAAUGGUUGACAAGGUGAUGGUGUAAGAUGAUUAAUUGAAUGGUUGACAAGGUGAUGGUGUAAGAUGAUUAAUUGAAUGGUUGACAGGGUGAUGGUGUAAGAUGAUUAAUUGAAUGGUUGACAAGGUGAUGGUGUAAGAUGAUUAAUUGAAUGGUUGACAAGGUGAUGGUGUAAGAUGAUUAAUUGAAUGUUUGACAAGGUGAUGGUGUAAGAUGAUUAAUUGAAUGGUUGACAAGGUGAUGGUGUAAGAUGAUUAAUUGAAUGGUUGACAAGGUAAUGGUGUAAGUUGAUUAAUUGAAUGGUUGACAAGGUAAUGGUGUAAGAUGAUUAAUUGAAUGGUUGACAAGGUGAUGGUGUAAGAAGAUUAAUUAAAUGGUUGACAAGGUGAUGGUGUAAGAUGAUUAAUUAAAUGGUUGACAAGGUGAUGGUGUAAGAUGAUUGGUUGAAUGGUUGACAAGGUGAUGGUGUAAGAUGAUUGGUUGAAUGGUUGACAAGGUGAUGGUGUAAGAUGAUUAAUUGAAUGGUUGACAAGGUGAUGGUGUAAGAUGAUUAAUUGAAUGGUUGACAAGGUGAUGGUGUAAGAUGAUUAAUUGAAUGGUUGACAAGGUAAUGGUGUAAGUUGAUUAAUUGAAUGGUUGACAAGGUAAUGGUGUAAGAUGAUUAAUUGAAUGGUUGACAAGGUGAUGGUGUAAGAAGAUUAAUUAAAUGGUUGACAAGGUGAUGGUGUAAGAUGAUUAAUUAAAUGGUUGACAAGGUGAUGGUGUAAGAUGAUUGGUUGAAUGGUUGACAAGGUGAUGGUGUAAGAUGAUUGGUUGAAUGGUUGACAAGGUGAUGGUGUAAGAUGAUUAAUUGAAUGGUUGACAAGGUGAUGGUGUAAGAUGAUUAAUUGAAUGGUUGACAAGGUAAUGGUGUCAGAUGAUUAAUUGAAUGGUUGACAAGGUGAUGGUGUAAGAUGAUUAAUUGAAUGGUUGACAAGGUGAUGGUGUAAGAUGAUUAAUUAAAUGGUUGACAAGGUGAUGGUGUAAGAUGAUUGGUUGAAUGGUUGACAAGGUGAUGGUGUAAGAUGAUUAAUUGAAUGGUUGACAAGGUGAUGGUGUAAGAUGAUUAAUUGAAUGGUUGACAAGGUGAGACAAGGUGAUGGUGUAAGAUGAUUGGUUGAAUGGUUGACAAGGUGAUGGUGUAAGAUGAUUAAUUGAAUGGUUGACAAGGUGAUGGUGUAAGAUGAUUAAUUGAAUGGUUGACAAGGUGAUGGUGUCAGAUGAUUAAUUGAAUGGUUGACAAGGUGAUGGUGUAAGAUGAUUAAUUGAAUGGUUGACAAGGUGAUGGUGUAAGAUGAUUUGUUGAAUGUUUGACAAGGUGAUGGUGUAAGAUGAUUAAUUGAAUGGUUGACAAGGUAAUGGUGUAAGAUGAUUAAUUGAAUGGUUGACAAGGUGAUGGUGUAAGAUGAUUGGUUGAAUGAUUUUUGGGGAGUUUAAAAUGAACGUUUCUGUCCACUUAUUGCCGUCACUGUCUGUCACUGUCUGUGCUCAAGAACUGAGAGGGGCGACACAACAUACCACAGGCCGCGCCAUAGGGAAACUUAGCUUUAGUUAAUAUAUUUAGGUAAAUUAAUGCUGUAACAAGAUAAGCUUGGGUUUUAAUACAAAAAAAAUAUUUAAAAAAAAAACAACAACCGGACAGUUCAAAUGAUUGUUAACACAGUUAGCUUCAGCUGCGUGGCCAGCUUCACUGGACUUAAAUAAAUUUCGAACAGCUCACUUUCGAUUAAAAUGACGUCAUAUACAUUAUCUUUGCUAAAAUUGCAUCAUUCAAUAUCUUCAUAAAAACUAAUUGAUAAAAUUUCUUGACUAAACUUACAUCUGAACUGCUCACUUCACUUAAUGUAUCUAUGAAGCAAAAAGCUAAUCUUAGCAGCAUUUCAAGCCCCCCCCCCUCCCCCCUUUUUCCAUUUUUAGAAAGAAAAAAAAAUCCCCAUAAAAAGUGUUGAUUCGAAAUGAGGUCAAAACGAGAGAAUAGAUAAAUAUGAAUGUUAAGAAAGUAGGUCAGAGAUAAAGCCCUUCGAAUGACUUGUGGGUGAGUACGCGGGUCACUCUCAAACGAUGGGGAGGGGGGAGUGGGCAUGUUUGUGUGUGAGUGUGGGGGGGGGGGAAAUAAUGUAGAGGCGUCAAUUUAAACAUUGAAAUAAUUUUAUAUUUUAAUUAUGACGUGUAGCUUUCAACAAGGCAGCUGUCGUGCUAGUAUUUUUUUUUUCCUUUUCGUAUUGAUAGAAAUUGAGUGCAUCGUUCUAUUUAUAGACGUGACCUAAAUAACCGAUCAACCUCAGAAUAAAUCAUUUGCCCAGCCCUACCUUAUCAAUAAUUUUUUUUUUCCUUAAAAAAGUUUCAGGGUCUGAGAAAAGUUUGGUGGGAAAAUGGUAAUUUUUUUAUACAAUGUACAUAUUCACUUCCACCUUCCUCCCCCCCCCCCACCUUUUUUAUCCCCACAACCUCCUCAUAUUUUAUAAGGAUCCACCAAUUUUUUACCAAAUUGGGGAAAGUUUAAAAAAGUUUAGGUCGCUGUUGAAGUGAGCAGUUUUCACCGUUGGAGUCUGUACCCCACUUGAUCCUCAUGUUUGCACAAUCAAUGUAAAUAGAACAUUACAAAAAUCCAGCCCCUCAAAUCAAACCUUUUUGUCUUUAAAUCCUACAAAUAUAUGCAAAUAGGUUUGCAUUUCUGUAGUACGUGAUUUAUCACUGCGAAGAGCAACAGCAUCUCGCAAGACACUUAACGUGGAACCCUAACUUAACACAUCUCGUUGCACAUCUACUUCAUUUUCCUUUGUGGAUUUACCCCUAAACUGUUGUCUGGCAUUAUUUUAAAGACUGUUCUUAAGUUAUCCUUGCAUCAUUUCCUUCAUCUUCUCCUUGAAAAAGGAGGAAAACUGUUUUUUUAUGGGAAUGGGCCCGAAAAAUUUGUUGGAAUGUGUUAUCAACAGCAACUAGUUUGUGUGCCAAGUUUCAGCUCGAUAUGAUGUUGGGAAGUGGGUCAAUAGGUCGUCCCGAAGAUUUCCCACCAACACACGAACGAAUGUGAAAGGCGUUUAAACAAUUUAUAAAAAAAAUUAAAAAAAUCAUUCAGUCUAAUUUAUCCAAGUCGAUAACGUCAUCCAACUUUCCCGUCAGUGAAGAGAAGCAGCCCUCCACGCUACCACGUCCACACCUGUACCGGCCCCACAUGGCGGACAUCAACGUGCUGAGCAAAUACAAGACGGCGAGAGCAGACGGGCACCAGCAGACGGACUACAAGACUGGGGUGCAGUCGCCCGUGGUCAGCCUCCAUCGCGCCAGGCACGGGUCUGGACACGAGGAGAAGCACAAGACGAUGACGUCACGGAGGUCGUCCCAGUCCAGAAGUCAGUUUGGCGGUGACAGCAUCGAAGUAAGUGUCGGCACGCGUGUCAGUGGUGUCACAAGAGACAGUAUUAAUCAUGAGUGUCAGUCGUGUCACAAGCGACACGACUGUUAGUAGUCACGUGUCAGUGGUGGGCAUGGGUGUCAGUGGUUGUCAUGGGUGUCAGUGGUUGUCAUGAGUGUCAGUGGUUGUCAUGGUGUCAGUGGUUGUCAUGGGUGUCAGUGGUGGUCAUGGGUGUCAGUGAUGGUCAUGGGUGUCAGUUGUGCUCAUGGGUGUCAGUGGUGGUGUCGGGUGUCAGUCGCAAGAUGGUUUAGAUGCCCAGGUGUUGUAAGCCAUCCACGAUCCAUUAUCCACAGAUUGACCUUGGGGAGCCUGAUGCCAAGGACAGUGGGUUCGGCUUCACCAUCAGGGGCGGAGUCGAUAUCGGUGUGGGUGUGUACGUCUCGUCCGUUGACAACGGGAGUCUCGCCCAGAAGAGAGGGUUGACAGUUGGUGACCUCAUUGAGUCAGCCAAUGAUAUCUCUUUCACUGACGUCACUCACGAUGAGGCCGCUAGGGUAAGUGCAACGACGUCACUCAUAAUGAGGCCGAUAGGUUACAUGCACUGACGUCACUCAUAAUGAGGCCGAUAGGGUAAGUGCACGGACGUCCCUCAUAAUGAGGCCGCUAGGGUAAGUGCAACGACGUCACCAACAAUGAGGCCGCUAGGGUAAGUGCAACGACGUCACUCAUAAUGAGGCCGAUAGGUUACAUGCACUGACGUCACUCAUAAUGAGGCCGAUAGGGUAAGUGCACUGACGUCACUCAUAAUGAGGCCGCUAGGGUAAGUGCAACGACGUCACCAACAAUGAGGCCGCUAGGGUGAGUGCACUGACGUUACUCAUAAUGAGGCCGCUAGGGUAAGUGCAAUGACGUCACUCAUAAUGAGGCCUCUAGGGUAAAUGCAACGACGUCACCAACAAUGAGGCCGCUAGGGUAAGUGCACUGACAUGACUCACAAUGAGGCCGCUAGGGUAAAUGCAACGACGUCACCAACAAUGAGGCCGCUAGGGUAAGUGCACUGACAUGACUCACAAUGAGGCCGCUAGGGUAAGUGCACUGACAUGACUCACAAUGAGGCCGCUAGGGUAAUUGCACUGACAUGACUCACAAUGAGGCCGCUAGGGUAAUUGCACUGACAUGACUCACAAUGAGGCCGCUAGGGUAAGUGCACUGACAUGACUCACAAUGAGGCCGCUAGGGUAAGUUCAAUGUAAAAAAUAUUUAAGAAAUUAGCAUCUUUAAACCGUCUUCAAUUCCUUUCUUUCAAAACAAGUCAAAUGUCACUACAUUGAAUACUUUUAUUUAUUAUUAUAAUUUUUGUUUGUUUGUUUGUUUGUUUGUUUGUUUGUUGUAAUUAAUAGGUAAUAGCUCUUUCAUACACUGUCUUACAGUACAAGAAUUAAUAAGAAUACAAAAAACUGGUUUUAAAGUCUUACAGUGAAAGUUUAUCCAUCAAACAGUCAAGGUAACAUCUGAUCUUGCGCAUCCCUCAGGGGAAAACAUAAAAUAUAACAGAUAUCCAAUCUGUCCCCAGAUCAUUAAGGCAGCCUCCAAGCUCCACCUGACCGUGUCUCGUGUGGGUCGCAUCCCUGGCACCAUGACCGUCCUGGAGACGUACACGUGGACCGACUCGAAGGGCAGACCCGUGUCUCCCCCGCCCCCGGGCAGUGGGACAGCCAGCGGGGAGGACGAUGGGCGGAGGAAGAGUGGAACCCUGAUGCUGAAAGGAAGCGACGAGAGGAAGGUGUGUACUGUGUACAUGCGAUAGUGCUGUUGGGGGUUAAAUGUGUACAUGACAUGCGAUAGUACUGUUGGGGGUUACUUGUGUACAUGGCAUGGGAUAGUGCCGUUGGGGGUUACUGGUGUACAUUAUAUGCGAUAGUACUGUUGGGGAUUAAAUGUGUACAUGACAUGCGAUAGUACUGUUGGGGGUUACAUGUGUAGAUGGCAUGCGAUAGUACUGUUGGGGUUAAAUGUGUACAUGGCAUGUGAUAGUACUGGUAGGGGUUAUGUAUGUACAUGACAUGCGAUAGUGCUGUUGGGGUUAAAUGUGUACAUGGAUGCAAUAGCACUGUAGCGGGUUACAUGUGUACAUGGCAUGUGAUAGUACUGUUCGGAAGUAUGUAUGUACAUGACAUGCGAUAGUGCUGUUGGGGGUUAAAUGUGUACAUUACAUGUGGGAAGCACCCAUGUUGAUUGAAUUUGUAAAUGACAUGGGAGAUCACACAUGGGAAUUAUCCGUGUACACGACAACCGAUACGUCUGUUGUGGAUUCACUGUGUACAUGAAAUCAAUGGUUCUCUUAAAUAUAAAGCUAAACUAUCAAUUUUUUGGGGGUCACUUGUGUUAACUAGAUCAAAGUUGAUUUAAUUGUUUUUGUAGUCAAUUUAAUGAUAUAAACUAUAACAAGUGGAAACUAUUUCUUGUCAAUAGUUAGAAUUUGAACUUUCUGGGGGACACCCACUGUCUUCUUGUUCCAACUGAACAUUUAAUGAUUAAUUUAUCUUUAGGUGAACAUUGUGGUUCAGAAAGGUCAAGGUCUGGGCCUCAUGGUACGUGGAGGAAGUGAGUAUGGACUUGGCAUCUUCAUAUCUGGCAUUGACCCCUUCUCAGUGGCUGAGAACGCCGGCCUGAAGGCAAGUCAAUCCCGUGUGUCUUUUAGUUUAGUCCUGUUUCUGGUAGGUCAGAGUCCUGGUAGGUUAUGGUCCUGGCAUUUCAUAGUCCUGUUAGGUCAUAGUCCUGGUAUGUCAUAGUCCUGGUAUGUCAUAGUCCUGAUAGGUCAUAGUUGUGGUAGGUCAUAGUCCUAAGCUAUACUAGUUCUAUAGAUUGGUCAUAAUCCUUUUAGUUCAUAUUACCGCUAGGAUAUAAUCCUGGAUGGUCAUGGUAAUAGUGGGCGAUAGAUCUCAUAGCUCAUUUUGUCCACUUUCCAACAGUUGGGUGACCAGAUCCUGGACGUCAAUGGUCAGAGUUUCCUGGACAUCAGCCACUCGGACGCAGUUAAACACCUGAAAAAGCGACGGCAUCUCAUCAUCACAGUCCGAGACGUGGGCAAGAUUCCAUUCGGUAAAACCACCAUCGAUGAAACCGGCUGGAUUGAGAGUACAAAGGUGGAUUCU
This is a messenger RNA of Lymnaea stagnalis (great pond snail), 7476 nucleotides long. The record is from the annotation of a GenBank genome assembly. Lineage: Eukaryota; Metazoa; Mollusca; Gastropoda; Lymnaeidae.